AUGGGUCGCCGCGGUAAAGGUCCAAAAACCAAUAAUUCACAUAAAUUGUUACCUGAAAAAGAGAGAUUUAUUCAAUGCUGUUCCGAUAUCACAUUAGAAUUAACCAGCUCAUUAACCAAAGAGCAACAACAGGAAAAAGAUAUUAAUUUAAACGGUUUAAUCCAAAGAUAUUCUAAAAAAUAUAAACUAAAACAGCAACCAAGAUUAACAGAUAUUAUAAAUUCUAUUCCAGACCAAUAUAAAAAAUAUUUAUUACCCAAAUUAAAAGCCAAACCAGUUCGUACUGCAAGUGGUAUUGCCGUGGUUGCAGUCAUGUGCAAACCACACAGAUGUCCACAUAUUGCUUACACGGGGAACAUUUGUGUUUAUUGCCCUGGUGGACCAGAUUCUGAUUUUGAAUAUUCAACUCAAAGUUAUACGGGUUAUGAGCCAACUUCAAUGCGUGCCAUUAGAGCUCGUUAUGAUCCAUAUGAACAGGCUCGUGGCAGAAUAGAACAAUUGAAACAAUUGGGUCACAAUAUUGAUAAAGUAGAAUAUAUCAUUAUGGGCGGUACUUUUAUGUCAUUACCAAAAUCUUAUCGUGAAGAUUUUGUUGUUAAUUUACAUAAUGCCUUGAGUGGUUUUAAUGGCACUAAUUUGGAGGAAGCUAUUCAGUAUUCCCAAGAAAGUGUCACCAAGUGUGUUGGUAUUACCAUAGAAACAAGACCAGACUAUUGUACACAAACACAUUUGAAUGAUUUAUUAGAGUAUGGAUGUACUAGAUUGGAAAUUGGGGUCCAGUCAUUAUAUGAAGAUGUUGCAAGAGAUACCAAUAGAGGACAUACAGUUAAAUCAGUGUGUGAAACUUUUGCUGUUGCUAAAGAUGCGGGCUAUAAAGUUGUCAGUCAUAUGAUGCCCGAUUUACCAAAUGUUGGAAUGGAAAGGGAUAUGGAACAAUUUAAAGAAUAUUUUGAGAAUCCAGAUUUCAGAACAGAUGGUUUAAAAAUUUAUCCUACUUUAGUUAUCAGAGGUACUGGUCUAUAUGAGUUAUGGAAAAACGGUAUGUACAAGAGUUAUAAUGCCAAUGCUUUGAUUGACUUAGUUGCUCGUAUUAUGGCUUUAGUUCCACCAUGGACAAGAAUUUAUCGUGUUCAAAGGGAUAUUCCAAUGCCCUUAGUUACAAGUGGUGUAGAUAACGGGAACUUAAGAGAAUUAGCUCUAGCUCGAAUGAAAGAUUUUGGAACUUCUUGUAGAGAUGUUAGGACUAGAGAAGUUGGCAUUCAAGAAGUUCAUCACAAAAUCGCACCUGAUCAAAUAGAAUUAGUUAGAAGAGAUUACUAUGCUAAUGGUGGAUGGGAAACUUUCUUGUCUUACGAGGACCCACAAAAGGACAUCCUAAUCGGACUAUUGAGAUUGAGAAAGGCAUCCAAAAAAUAUACAUAUAGAAAAGAGUUCACUCAAUGUAGGACUUCCAUAGUUAGAGAAUUACACGUGUAUGGUUCUGUUGUUCCAGUUCAUAACAGAGAUCCACGUAAAUUCCAGCAUCAAGGGUUCGGUACAUUAUUAAUGGAAGAAGCUGAAAGAAUUGCCCGUGAGGAACAUGGUAGUUCUAAAAUAUCUGUUAUUUCAGGUGUUGGAGUUAGGAACUAUUAUGCAAAACUAGGCUAUACCUUGGAUGGUCCAUACAUGUCUAAAAUAAUAUAA
Messenger RNA from Saccharomycodes ludwigii, 1683 nucleotides. RefSeq names its product Elongator subunit ELP3 (gene ELP3). Gene Ontology annotation, cellular component: cytoplasm; elongator holoenzyme complex; nucleus. Gene Ontology annotation, biological process: tRNA wobble base 5-methoxycarbonylmethyl-2-thiouridinylation. Bases 1 to 1683 code for a protein of 560 amino acids. Gene Ontology annotation, molecular function: acyltransferase activity, transferring groups other than amino-acyl groups; iron-sulfur cluster binding. The transcript has a single exon. NCBI's taxonomy places the organism in Eukaryota, Fungi, Ascomycota, Saccharomycetes, Saccharomycodales, Saccharomycodaceae. The record is from RefSeq and is a predicted model, not a curated record.